Messenger RNA from Sinocyclocheilus grahami, 4104 nucleotides. Its product is annotated as PHD finger protein 20-like. Gene Ontology annotation, biological process: regulation of transcription by RNA polymerase II. NCBI's taxonomy places the organism in Eukaryota, Metazoa, Chordata, Actinopteri, Cypriniformes, Cyprinidae. Gene Ontology annotation, cellular component: MLL1 complex; NSL complex; nucleus. The coding region runs from base 138 to 2750 and encodes 870 amino acids. The transcript has 18 exons. The record is from RefSeq and is a predicted model, not a curated record.
CUGCUCGCGCAGAGAAAACAAACUGCGUGGUGCGCUGCGCUCUCGAAGCAUGCGGCUUCACGCGCGCGGACUCGCUUUCUUCGCUGCCGGAGGACAUUCAUCAGCAGUAAAGGUUGGUGUGUGAGUGCGUGACCAGCAUGUCAAAGAGCCCUCCUCACAGGCGUGGGAUCACGUUCGAGGUGGGAGCGCAGCUGGAGGCCAGGGACACUCUGAAGAACUGGUAUGCAGCUUGCAUUGAGAAGAUCGACUAUGAAGACGAGAAGGUUUUGAUUCACUACAGGCAGUGGAGUCACCGUUAUGAUGAGUGGUUUGACUGGAGCAGUCCGUACCUCAGGCCUGUAGAACGAAUCCAGCUUCGAAAACAAGGUCUCCCUGAACGGCAGAGCGCUCCAGGCUUUCAUGUCAACCAGAAAGUUCUUGCCAGCUGGUCAGACUGUCGGUACUACCCUGCUAAGAUCCUGUCCCGGGACAGAGAUGACUGCCAGAGGGUUACUGUAAAUGCAUGUGCCCGCUGUGCACCGUUUUCCUCAAGUUCUUGGCUUGUGUCUCUCACAGGAAUCGAUGUGGAAAAGUCCAGUGGUCCAGAACUGAGGAAGAGACGUGCAUCAACAGGACAGAUGCCACCGUCCAAAAGGAGCAGAGCCAAUUCAAGCACAGACAGAAACAGUCAAUCCCAAAUCAAACCGGUUACAUCAGACUCUGUCCCAGAGACUUUAGAAAGUAAAGAUGGCCCAACCAGUCAUGCAGAAAAUGCAGCACCCAAAGAGGAGGCAGGAUCCACACCUGAUCUUGCUGAAGCAGUCAAACAGCCGCAAACAAUCCACCUUCCAACCACAAACAAGUAUAGCAGAGAACCAUUGUACAGGGUCAUCAAAAACCAGCCGCCUCCUAUCCUGUCCAUUGAGCUGGACCACAACCCAUUCAAAUGCAAGAUCGUAGGCUGCCUCAAGUCUUUCCGCAAGGCGUCUCUGCUGCACUACCACAUGAAGUACUAUCACGCACAGAGCGACCCAAGUCCCCCGAUCCAGACACGCUCCUCAGACAAACAGAUCCACAGCAAGGAGACCCCUCGCAGGCGCCGGACCGUCUCGGCUUCCCACCAUACUCCCUCUCCUCUGAGUGACAGUAAGUCAGGUCACACUCUGUCACCCCCUGCUGUCGUCAUGCACCGGCAGCGCUCGGCCACGCUGGGCGCAGAGAGGAGCAAAGAGAACCAACACUUCAACCGCUCGCUGCAUGACGACAGAGACUGGGUUGCCAAGGAAACAGGAGUGAAAGAACGGGAGAGGCUGAGGGAGAAGCGGCAGAGGGAUUUCUUCCGCAUUAAACUAAAGAAAAAGAAGAAGAAGAAAAGGAAGUCGAAGUCAGACUGUUACAGCACUGAGGAGAGAAUUGGCCUAAAGCCUCUCCCCUGCAAUCUGAAUUCGGCCCACAAAUUGCCCCUCUCCCUCACACACCGAUCCUACACGGGACACUGCCCUGAAAAGAUGCUCAGCCAGGGUGAAGACAGCAGCAGUGAUUUGUCCUCAGACAGUCUUGUAUGGAGUGAGGACGAGUCUGACGCUGAGCUGGAUCUGAGCAUGCCUCUCUCAGAGCAGGGUGUGGAAACGGUCACUCACGGCUCUGAGAUCGUACGCUGUAUUUGUGAAGUGCAGGAGGAGAACGACUUCAUGAUACAGUGUGAUGAGUGUUUGUGCUGGCAGCAUGGGACGUGUAUGGGACUGUAUGAGGACAGUGUGCCAGACAGCUACAGCUGCUACAUCUGCAGAGACCCACCAGCCCAGAGGCAGAGUCAAAGGUACUGGUAUGAUAAAGACUGGCUGAGCAGCGGUCACAUGGAUGGCUUGUCUUUCCUGGAGGAGAACUACUCCCACCAGAACAGUAAGAAAGUGGUAGCUGCCCAUCAGCUCCUGGGGGAUGUCCACCGUGUGUUUGAAGUCCUGAACGGCCUUCAGCUCAAAAUGAGCAUCCUACAGACACAAGCCCAUCCAGACCUGAAGUUCUGGCGGCAGCCCUGGAAACCUGCAGACAGCCCACGGAGGAAGAUGGCAGGUGACUCGGGCAUAGCUACUCCCUUCCCCUCCUCACCCCCUGAAAUGGGAGCGAAUGAGUUUGAGACAUUGAAAAGUGAAGUCCCAUCACCUGUGGAGACGCAUUGCUCUUUCCAGGACUCGUACAUUAGCAGCGAGCACUGCUACCAGAAGCCCCGUACGUACUACCCAGCGGUGGAGAGAAGACUUGUGGUGGAGACGCGGUGUGGUUCUGAGCUAGAGGAUAGUCUUAGGAGCACAGAGAACCUACUAGAGAUGGCCGAGCAGAGGUACGGCACACCGCUGGACCACGACCAGCACAAGCUUCAACUGGCCGACCGCUCCUUUAGUAAGGAGCUGGAGUGCCGUAUGAAACAACUGGUUUCCGCAGAGCAGGAAAACAGUUGUGUGGUAGAAAUCAAGGAAGAGGAGCCUGACCCUGUAACCCUUGACCCAAAGCCUGACCCUGACCUUGUGCUGCACCAGCAGUGGCAGCUGAACCUGCUGGAGCACAUUGAAGCAGUGCAGGACGAGGUGACGCACAGAAUGGACCUUAUUGAGCGAGAACUAGACGUGCUGGAGAGUUGGCUAGACUACACAGGUGAGCUGGAACCUCCAGAUCCACUGGCGCGCCUCCCUCAGCUGAAACAUCGCAUCAGACAGCUCCUGACUGACCUGGGAACAGUCCAGCAAAUCGCACUCUGCUCCUCAUCCUCUUGAGGGCGCCAGGGAACAUACAAAUGGCUCACACUCAAUUGAAUGCACACAGAGUCCCUUAAAGUCGGGAUUAGAAACUGCAGAAAUGCUUACGUGUGCCUGUUUUGUGAGAGGAAACCCUUAAAUGAUUCAAGCUAACGUUGAUGUGACAGUUUCUGUGGCACAUGCAUGUUGGAGUGAUGGGUGUGGUCAGCAGUUUAAAAGUAGUCACCGGUUAGAAAAGACUGAUGAAAAUUGAGGCUAACAAUACCUGAUGCAAACAAAAGUUUUUAUAUAGUUUUUUUUUGUGGAAUAUAUAAUGCUUCACAGUAGCACUUAGCUGUGCCUAUAAUAGACUUAGGAGGUAUUUUGUUAUUGUUUUAUUAUGUAAUUUUCUCUGUAUUCUUCUCGUGCUAAAUAAUUAUUUUAUGUUAAUUCAUAAGUGAUCAUUUUGGACUCUCUUGGCACGUCUUUGCUCUGGGUGGAGAUCUUAAGGACCCAAAUGGCGUUUUGCUGUGGUUAAAGAAAAAAAUGUUAAAUACGAGUAUAACAAUAUGAAAAUAUAUUUUAAUCUGAAAGUAUGUGCAUUUUACUUCUAUAUUUGUACUAAAAAGGCAUGUAAUCUUGUAAAUAACCCAACCAAUUGCUUAAAUUCACGUUCUUUUUUAUUUCUGAUCUAAACUGUUGCAUUUACAGUAAAGACUUUCUGUGAACUUGAUCUGUUGUGAAUACUGUAGUUGUAGGCUUUCUGCCGAUAACCCUCUCAUUUUUGACACCGCUGAUGUUGCUUGCAUUUCAAAUCAGUGAACUUUGUUUCCACUGGUUAAACAACAUUAAACAAGCACAGAAUAUUCUCUUGCAUACUGAAUUUUUGUAUGCAUAUUUCUUCCCCCCCACCUGAUGCUGUGUUCUAUUAAUUUUUCUGUUGCUUUCAAGUCUACAAGAUUGUUUUUGAUUAAGACGUUAGAUGCCUUUAAGUUAUUGUAAUUGUGAAUUUAAGUUAUUGAUUCUGCCGCCUUUUUACAUCUGUCUGUUGGUUUUCUUUUAUACAGUGCGGGUCUGGGUAUUGUAUGGUCAGAAAGAGAACGAGAGGAAAAGCUGGGAUCUUUUUAGUGUUCUCACCCUGUGGUGUUAGCUUUGUGUUUGUUUGUUUUCCCCUAGACUAUUACUGUUAAACAAGUAAACUGUGCCUGAUAUAUUAUUUCAGGCCAAUCUGAGUGUCAUUCACCCUCAAAUACGCAAACUACAUUUGUUAUAAGUCUGUGUAUUUAUAAAAUCCUGCUGAAAGGUGUUUGGAGGGUUUGUGUUUUGUUCUCAGCUUGCUCUGUACAGCUAGUGAGUGACUGACAGCCCAUUGAUUGUUUCUCAGUAUUGUGUA